CACAUCCACCGUCCCCAGUUUCAGCAUGUCUUCACCGAGAACACGACUAACGCGGCCCGGUCGAUCGUAAAUUAGGUGUGCACAAUGCCAUCACCAACGUCUUGCACAUUGGUGCCAACGCAUUCGCCAUGUUCAUGAAGAAUCAGCGCAAGUGGGACAACCCAGACAUGGACCCCGAACACGCCAACUUGUUCAUCAGUGGCUGCAAAGACCACAAGAUCGAAGUCGGAGACUGCUGUCUCCCACACGGCUCCUACCUCGUCAACCUAGCCCAUCCUGAUGCCGAGCGUAAAAAGCAAGCCUACGACUGUUUCCAGAACGAUCUGGUGCGCUGCAACAAACUCGGCAUACGGCUAUACAACUUCCACCCGGGCAACGCCAACGCCACAACACGCGAAGAGGGCAUUAAGCUCAUCGCCGAGAACCUGAACCGCGCACACGCCGACCCCGAGACAGGUGACGUGAUCACGGUGCUCGAAACCAUGGCCUCGCUCGGCAACACCAUUGGCGGGACAUUCGAAGACAUUGCUGCCAUCAUCUCCCACGUCGAAAAGAAGGACCGCGUGGGCGUCUGCCUCGACACAUGCCACGUCUUCGCAGCCGGCUACGACCUACGCACCCCUGAGUCCUAUGCUGAAGUCAUGACCAAGUUUGACGACAUCAUCGGACUGAAGUAUCUCAUGGCACUUCACGUCAACGACUCCAAAGCCCCGCUCGCCAGCUAUCGCGACUUGCACGCGCGCAUCGGCACAGGCUACUUGGGCCUCCGCGCAUUCCACAACCUCGUCAACGACGAGCGCUUGCAUGGUAUGCCCAUGGUGCUCGAAACGCCCAACGACAGCGUCGAUGCCAACGGCAAGAAGUUCGAAGACAAGAGCGUUUGGGCGCGCGAGAUCAAGAUGUUGGAGAGGCUUGUCGGGAUGGAUGUUGACAGCGACGAGUUUAAGAAGCUCGAGAAGACGUUACACGAGGAGGGUGAGGGGGAGAGGGAGCGAAUUGGCGGACAGGUGGAGAAGAAGAAGGUCAAGGAUGCGAAGCCAAAGACACCAGGGAAGAAGAAGGGAAAGGAGGAUGAGGAUGGUGAAGAAGCCGAGGUGAAGCCAAAGAGGGCUGCGCCGAAGAGGAAGGCUGCCAUCAAGAAGAAGGUCGAAAGCGAGGAGGAAGACGAUGAUGAAGAGUGAACACGGCUUGCACGUUGGUUCGCCCGACUGAGCGAGAAGCAUUAGAGUCAAACAUCUUUAUCGACAGCCUCGCCGUGGUAGCGACUGCGAAUGAAUCCUGGGACUCCACAUCCCACUUUAAUGGUGCGCAAGCCUGUGGCUUUCUGGCUAGAUAUCUACGGACGCACACAUGUAUCAAGAUCAAUCGGUAUCGCAC
This is a messenger RNA of Didymella exigua CBS 183.55, 1377 nucleotides long. RefSeq names its product AP endonuclease. Gene Ontology annotation, molecular function: DNA binding; DNA-(apurinic or apyrimidinic site) endonuclease activity; phosphoric diester hydrolase activity. The record is from RefSeq and is a predicted model, not a curated record. The transcript has 2 exons. Lineage: Eukaryota; Fungi; Ascomycota; Dothideomycetes; Pleosporales; Didymellaceae. Bases 129 to 1181 code for a protein of 350 amino acids. Gene Ontology annotation, cellular component: mitochondrion; nucleus. Gene Ontology annotation, biological process: base-excision repair.